Molecule: messenger RNA, 2158 nt
Organism: Botrytis sinoallii
Lineage: Eukaryota; Fungi; Ascomycota; Leotiomycetes; Helotiales; Sclerotiniaceae
Exons: 4
Coding region: 540-1430 (296 amino acids)
Molecular function (GO): nucleotidase activity
Source: RefSeq, a predicted model, not a curated record
GUAGAGUUUCUAGAUGCUUAAACACAUCUAGUAAUCACAGUAAUAAGGUCAGACUCUCGGCUUGAAGUUCGCCGUGCGACCGCUGGUGGGUAUUGGCAUUGAUGGUAGGAAAGAUGGUUGUUUAACCACACCAUCGGAGCAAUAUCUUCUUCCGGAAGGCCCUUCUUCAAAGCCAAGGAUUACACCGCGGCAUCCUACAGCUCUAAUAUACGGAGAGAUGCCGGUACUCUACAAGAUACAAGCUCACAGGCUUUGUUCCCCUCUUGUCCAUCUAAACUAUACUCGAUCUAAUCACGAACUCCUUACAUUUUUUCACGUGCGUAUGGAAAAAUAAUUGCUUGGCCUCACAGAAGGUGAAAAGUGACAGGUACCGUGCGUGGGUCACAUUCUUGUAAUCUCCGCAAUUUCACUUCACAAGGUACCAAGUCGACCCCGCUUUUUUGAGGAGGUUACAGAAGCUCUUCUCGCUGUCGCUUUCUAGGUCUCCAAAUCAAUCUUUGAAACUGUACACUCUUCAGUUCUGCACCGAGCCAUCAAUAAUGCGUUUCGCAGCUGCAUCUUUAGCAUUGCUUCCAGCUGUUGCCCAGGCAGUUAACAUUGUUUCUGCAAACGAUGAUGGCUGGGCCGAGAUCAAUAUCAGAACUCUGUACAAUUCUCUGACCAGUGCGGGACAUGAUGUUCUCGUUUCUGCCCCUGCAGAGAACAAGAGUGGUGCAGGUUCUCUAACUGGUACACCUACUGUCCUCACUGAGGCAUGCGAAUUUAAUUCCUGUCCAAGCGGGAGUCCAGCAGUAGGCUAUAAUAGCUCAGCUCCUCAAUUCAACUACGUCAACUCUUACCCUGCGACUGCAAUGGAGUAUGGCAUCGAAACGUUGGCUCCAGGAUACUUUGGAGGUGCCCCUGACCUUGCAGUUACUGGACCAAACGUCGGAGUCAAUACUGGUGUUAUAUCUUUCGUCUCUGGUACUGUUGGAGCAGCGAUUGAGGCCGUAGGGCUCGGUGUACCAGCAAUUGCUUUCAGUGGAGCCGAAGGAUCCGCAACCGCCUGGAAUGUUGCAGCACCCGCCUAUGCCACUAUCUAUGGCGAAUUAGGUGCAAUAGUAGUCGAUGCCAUCGUUGCUUCCGGUACCCCAUAUCUCCCAGACGAAACGUUCUUAAACAUCAACUUCCCUGAAACUGCCGAUUGUACAUCGGCGUCUGACUUCAGCUUCGUUCUUUCCAGAAUUUACACUGCAGUUCCAUUGGUUAGUGGUACUGAUGUCGUAACUUGCAACAAUGGAGGUAGACUCCCUACUGAGACCAAAGUUGUUGGAACCGAUGGAUGCUAUGUCAGUAUCAGUCUUGGUGGAACAAACAAGAGGGAUAGUAGUGCUGCCAACCAAGCAGUAGUCUUGAGCAAGCUCUCUAGUAUUCUUACAUGCUUACCUUGAUUGAGAGGGACAUUAGCCCAACAUCAUGGGCGGGGAAUUCGAGAAGACAUUUCAUCUGGAUUCAUCAAAAUAGAUAUCCAAAUUCAAAGUCAUACCGAAUCAAACUCCCGUUUUGUAAGCUGUACCGGGCGCGAAAGUGAAUACCCUGUUAGUGGACGUGAAAUAUUUCAAAGAGAAUGGUACCUGAUCAUUUGCAACUGUUGUGUCCAAUCUGUACCACUCAUGAUCCACGUUAGACCACUGACUCUUCGUCGAAGCUAGAAGGUCUCUCCAUAAACCUGUGCACGCAAAAAUUGGCAAGAAAUGCGUAAUGAUCAAAGUUCUCAGUACAGUGAAAUACAAUUCACAAGUCGCACCCUAGUAAUAAGAUGGAAUUUUUGCAGGCCGGAUAGUGUUGGUAGCCGUACCUAUUCUUCUAUCCUCGGUUAUAAAAUUCGAACGAUGCUGAGCUUUCAUCCUAACCAUAGUAUGGAGGACUUUGCAGGAUGUAAUCCUGGAGUCUUCGUUGGCUAACAUGUUGGUUAAAAUAUCUUAGUACUUUGGCUUGUCACUGUACGGAGGUUUGUGGAGAUCGCAAUAUAUAAACCGCGACUUCGUUGGAAGGCCAAACUGCAGGUCGUUCAAAAUGGAUACCAAAGACGAUGGACAAUUGUAGAUGAGAGGUUGACUGAUUAGUUAAUUUUGUAUGUGAUAUCGUUUGAUCUAUACACCACUGUCUCUGCGUGGGC